This is a messenger RNA of Liolophura sinensis, 3400 nucleotides long. Its product is annotated as arylsulfatase B-like. The transcript has 14 exons. The coding region runs from base 7 to 1461 and encodes 484 amino acids. The record is from RefSeq and is a predicted model, not a curated record. Gene Ontology annotation, molecular function: sulfuric ester hydrolase activity. NCBI's taxonomy places the organism in Eukaryota, Metazoa, Mollusca, Polyplacophora, Chitonida, Chitonidae.
AACAACAUGGAGAGGAGAAAAGCCGUGCACACCGUCGUCUCUCUGCUUCUGCUGAUUUGCUUCACAUUGUCGGGGUGCCAUGGCGCUACCCGUCCACAUGUCAUCUUUAUUGUGGCAGAUGAUUUAGGCUGGAAUGAUGUCAGCUGGCACAACCCUCAGAUGAUCACGCCAAAUCUCGAGCGUCUCGCGCGAAAUGGCGUGAUUCUUAACUCUUCCUACGUUCAACAAGUUUGUUCACCAUCUCGGAACUGUUUCAUGUCCGGGAAAUACCCUUAUCAUACAGGCCUUCAGAACGGCAUAAUCCGCCCGCUGUCACCGCGAGGCAUGCCUCUCUCUGUAACAGCGUUACCUCAGAAACUGAAAGAAGUCGGCUACAGCACCCACAUGGUGGGAAAAUGGCAUCUGGGAUUUUGUAACUGGAAAUACGUACCGACUUUCCGAGGGUUCGAUUCUUUCCUCGGUUACUAUCUGGGCGCGGAGGACUACUACAUUCACACCAGAGACGCUGGCUAUGACUUAAGGCUUGACGACAAAGUUUACACAUUUCCCAACGGAACAUACUCGACGUAUGUGUUUGGACAAAGAGCAGUGGACGUAAUCAACGGCCACGACCCUGCCACGCCAUUGUUUCUUUACCUGCCAUUCCAAGCCGUCCACGAACCAUUGCAGGUGCCCAAGAAAUACGAAGAUAUGUACGCACAUAUCCACAAUUACAAAAGACGAGUGUUCAGUGGAAUGGUUACUGCCAUGGAUGAGGCUGUGGGAAACAUCACCAGAGCUCUUGAGUCGACGGGCUUGAUGGAAAAUAGCGUUAUCAUUUUCACAACUGAUAACGGCGGCCCGAUUGUUGGAGGAGCAAACAACUUUCCGCUAAGAGGUGCUAAGGCGACUUUAUGGGAAGGUGGUACUAAGGGGUCAGCUUUUGUCUACAGCAAGAACUUGAUGAAUAAAACCCGCUAUACGAACACAGAAAUGAUCCAUGCUGUUGACUGGUUUCCUACAAUUCUACAUCUUGCUGGUGCAACACCGGACCCUACCACAGACGGAGUUAAUCAGUGGGCUACUGUGAGUGAAGGAGCGCCGUCGGCUCGUACUGAGUUUGUGUAUAACAUCAAUGACAUAGCAGAGAACGCAGCAAUAAGGGUUGGUAAAUACAAACUUAUCAAAGGGUCAGCAGGUAGGUAUAACGGAUGGUACCCUCCGCCUACUGUAGACAGCGAUCUGGAGGUGGACUCAUCCCUCUAUUAUCAACGGCGAAACGACACUUACAGAUUGUAUGACAUUGAAGCUGAUCCCACGGAACAUUUUGACUUAGCCAGCCAACUUCCGCAAAUAGUCUCCAUGAUGCGGGACAGGUUGGAGAAUUACCGGAAGAGCAUGGUUCCUGCAGGUGAUCUUCCAGAUGACCCGGCAGGUGACCCCAAAAACUUUGGCGGGGUGUGGAGUCCAGGAUGGUGCUGACGAGUGAUAUUAAGUUUAUAACAUUGUAAUAAAGUCGUUAAGACAUUGUAUAAAAUAAUUAAAACAUAUGAUUAGUUUUAGUUCACAACGUUGUAAAAACAAGUUUACCGAAUCUAUUUGACCUGUUGGAUACAGCAGUGUUGGCUUAUCACCUUGAACGGUCCACUCCUUGUCAACCCUUUCACACCAACACCCCCGUACCCAUUCCCCACUCCUGUUGCCAUUUUGUACUUAUCACUGUCUCUUGCCCGUGUACACAGAAGUCACAAACAUUGACAAUGGAUGCGGCGCGUAACUUAACUAGAGGCAAAUGUAAUCAUGUAUCAGUGACAUGCAGGGUAGCUGUCAAUGUCCCAAUGAAUAACAAUAUUAUUUCUAUUUUUACCAGUAGUCAAAUCAGGCUUUAUGUAUAAAUUCGAUGAGUUAAAGGCCUUGAGUAUGUGUCCUCCGCACUACCCUUUGCAGAUUGAAGACGAGGAAAUUUUUACCACCCAGGUGCUUGUUGGAUUUGUACAAUAGGCCUGUACAUAUUUACAUAUAUUUUCAGUUAUGAAUAUUUACCUCCAACUACAGCGAAUGCGAUCUUUCCCAUCUGCAUACAGAGCAUGCGCUGUCUGGUUGCUGUUUCCGUUUAGAAGGUUUCGUAAAUUAGUACAGGAAUUAGUGUCUGAUCGGACCUGGCUGCGAGCCUGAUUAAUUUGUUGUUUGUAUUGUAAAUGUUUUGUCGUUGUUAUGUAAACUUUAUUCCUUUCCUGGACGCUGUCUUCCUUAUUCAUACAAAAUAGAAAGUGCUUCAGUUACUUUUUGAAUGGGUGAGUUAGGGUUCUAUAAGUGAAACCAAUUAUCAUCAUAUUCACACCAUGGAACCGGCUAGCAAGGUGCUUUCUUAUUAACUGCAUCAAAGCUCAGGCAAGAUCUGACAGGACGCUGUCCCGCAAUCUUCACUUAAAAUUUUAUUUUCUUCCACGGCUUUGUUCUCACUAAAAACCCUGACCACCGUCAAGUAAAAAAAGUCUUACAGAAUAUUCAGUAAAAUAUACGAGUAUGAUAAAUGCAUGGAUUCAGUUAAAUGAGCUUGGCUUGGCGGAUAUCUAAUCGUGUUUGACGCAAUGUUCCUUUCUCAGAAACUCAAUCGGUCGGUCUUCAUUUAACCAGGUUUAUCCAUAAUUUAGCGACAUUUAUUCGAGAGGCGGUAUGGAACAUCUGUAUUUGGCUUCCCCGGAAAACUUUGAAGAAUUCUCCCAGACUUCACACUUGCUCAAGUAUGUGAAGAGAUUAACCAAAGAAAUACUUUCACUGGCCGAAAUGCUGUCUUGUUAAUAAUUGCUACAAAUUGUGUCCGUGAAACAUUAUAUCCUGUAUAGAAAUCUAUCUAAUGAUAUUUUCAUAAUGUCCGGUUAACUGCAACAGCUCGGAAAAUUUGCACAUCCCGUUGCUAGCUUAGACAGAUGCACAGUAUUUCGUGAUGUAACUUAAAUUUAGGAUGUAUCCCUGAAUUGAAUUGGUUUGUGAUUCGUGUAUUCCAAUGGAUUUUUUGUACAUAUUAUACUCGUUUGUAUAUGAACUUUAAAACUUCAUAUUUGUGGACAAUAUUUUGACAUUCCAAAUAAAUAUAUUCCAAUUUAUAAUUAUUGUAUUUUGUAUUCGAUUUUGUUUUACUUACAAAAACGUUGUGUGAUUUAUCUGAGAGAGUGUAUAUUAUAUACUGUUUCUUGAAGCAAAUUAUGUGUUGCUGAGUGAGUCAAGAUUAACGAUUUUGUCUUUUAGAUAAACACUUUAGGCUGUGGUUUUCGCGGCAUGGUCAAAGUUAAACAGUCUUUUCGGCCCCUUUCUUCUCAUGUUCUCCCCACUCCAAAACUUUUCUUAUUUACUGGUAUUUAUUUAUCUAUUCAUUUAAAUUAUCUAUUUAACUUCACUUUACCUUUGUUUAACUUUACGA